AUGGCCGACCACCCCACCCUGACAGCAGCCCAACAAUCCGUCCACAACACGCUCGCCAAAUACCCCGGCGAGAAAUACGUCGACGGCUGGGCCGAAAUCUGGAACGCAAACCCCACUCCUCCCUGGGACAAGGGCACCCCGAAUCCAGCUUUAGAAGAUACCCUGACGCAGCGUCAAGGUACAAUUGGCAAUGCCAUCGCCACGGACGCGCAGGGGAAGAAGUACCGCAAGAAAGCGCUAGUCCCGGGCUGUGGAAGGGGAGUGGAUGUGCUUCUGUUGGCGAGUUUCGGGUAUGAUGCGUAUGGGUUGGAGUAUAGUGCUACGGCGGUUGAGGCGUGUAGGCGGGAGGAGGAGGAGAGUACUACUAGUGCUAAGUAUCCCGUGAGAGAUGAGGAGGUUGGUAGGGGAAAGGUGGUGUUCGUGCAGGGAGACUUCUUCAAGGAUGAUUGGUUGGAGGGGUUGGGACUGGGGUUGAAUUCUUUUGAUUUGAUUUAUGAUUAUACGUUCUUUUGCGCGUUGAGCCCGUCCAUGCGACCUGACUGGGCGCUCCGGCAUACUCAGCUAUUAGCCCCUUCGCCACAUGGGAACUUGAUCUGCUUGGAAUACCCAAGGCACAAGGACCCAUCGCUCCCGGGCCCUCCGUUUGGUCUUUCCUCGGAGGCUUACAUGGAGCAUCUCAGCCACCCGGGAGAGAAGGUCUCUUAUGAUGCCCAGGGUCGAUGCAGAGGAGACCCUCUCCGUGAGCCAAGUGAGCGAGGACUGGAACGUGUGGCUUAUUGGCAGCCUGCCCGAACACAUGAGGUGGGCAAGGAUGUCAAUGGGGAGGUUCAAGACCGUGUAUCGAUCUGGCGCCGCCGGUAA
Aspergillus eucalypticola CBS 122712 is the source of this 861-nucleotide messenger RNA. Its product is annotated as putative thiol methyltransferase. The record is from RefSeq and is a predicted model, not a curated record. The coding region runs from base 1 to 861 and encodes 286 amino acids. Gene Ontology annotation, molecular function: thiopurine S-methyltransferase activity. The transcript has 2 exons. NCBI's taxonomy places the organism in Eukaryota, Fungi, Ascomycota, Eurotiomycetes, Eurotiales, Aspergillaceae.